This is a messenger RNA of Macrosiphum euphorbiae (potato aphid), 1200 nucleotides long. NCBI's taxonomy places the organism in Eukaryota, Metazoa, Arthropoda, Insecta, Hemiptera, Aphididae. The record is from the annotation of a GenBank genome assembly.
AUGGACUGGAAUACAUUUAUAGUAAUAUACUGGUAUCGCAAGUAUCGUCAACAGCAACGGAUUUCAAAUCGAAGAUUCUGGGUACAUCCUAUUGUGAGACAAAGGAAUAUUUUGGGCUCUUUUAAUACGCUAAUGUGUCAAUUACGACAGGACGAAACAAAAUUUUUUAAUUAUUUUCGAAUGUCGAUACCUACUUUCGAUGAUCUAUUGAGAAGAGUAGAAAUUAGUUUGACAAGGCAAGACACAACUAUGAGAGCAAGCAUCAGUCCAGAAGAAAAAUUAGCCAUCUGUUUAAGGUAUUUAGCGUCUGGGUGUUCAUUUAAAGAUCUUCAUUAUUCCUAUCGAAUCGGUAUUUCAACAAUAAGCUACAUUGUAAGAGAAGUAACAUCAAAUAUAUGGGCCAAUCUACAUAACGAAUUUAUGCAAUUACCAACUACAUCUACGGCCUGGGAACAAAUAUCGAAUGGUUUUCAAUCAAGGGCCAAUUUUCCACACUGUAUUGGUGCUGUUGAUGGAAAACACAUAAGAGUAAAAAAGCCUUCAAAUAGUGGAUCGAUGUAUUUCAACUACAAGGACUAUUUUUCAAUUAUAUUAUUAGCCGUCGUAGAUUCGGAAUACCGGUUUAUAUAUGUGAGUGUCGGAUCAUAUGGAAAAGACUGUGAUUCUUCAAUUUUUAAGGGAACAACAUUUUGGAAAAAGUUGACAGAAAAUGCAUUGCACUUACCUAUACCAAGACCUUUAAGUGAACAUUCAAACACAAAUGUUUCUUUCGUGAUUAUUGGAGACGAAGGUUUUGCAUUAAAUGACAAUUUAUUAAGACCUUAUGGAGGGACACAUUUAGAUAAGGUUAAACGUGUAUUUAACUAUCGAUUAACUAGAGCCAGGAGAUAUGUAGAAUGCGCUUUUGGUAUCCUGUCAAACAAAUGGCGAAUAUUUCAUAGACCUUUGGACGUAAAUGUAGAAACAGCUAUCUGGGUAGUAAAAGCAUGCACAGUAUUACAUAAUUUUGUCAGACAAAAAGAUGGAUUUGAUUUUCAAAGUGACCAGAUAGAACCAAAAAUAAACUGUUUUCCUAAUAUAUUAAACGCACAAUCAAUCAGAGGAGGCAGUUCUGCAAAUUCAAUCAGAGCAACAUUUGCUGAAUAUUUUGUCUCUGAAGUUGGAUCAGUCCCUUGGCAAGAUGAAUCCAUAGGUUUUUAA